Messenger RNA from Amyelois transitella, 1869 nucleotides. Its product is annotated as arylsulfatase B. Lineage: Eukaryota; Metazoa; Arthropoda; Insecta; Lepidoptera; Pyralidae. The record is from RefSeq and is a predicted model, not a curated record. Bases 1 to 1845 code for a protein of 614 amino acids. The transcript is spliced from 7 exons.
AUGUUUAUUAGUUUGAUGGCUUAUCGAAGCUUUAACCUUGAGGGAACUUCCAGCAAAGAUUGCGGAGGUCAGACGACGGGUGUUGGUUUGUGCAGCAAUCUUUUGUUGUUGCCCUUCGAGCUUGUCUCCAGAGUGAUGAAGAUAACUAGGUCUAACGCUAGAAGGGGUUGGAACGAUGUUUCGUUUCACGGUUCGGAUCAGAUCCAGACGCCUAACAUCGACAGCCUGGCCUACAGCGGGGUGAUUCUGAAACAGUACUACUCUGAGGCCAUAUGUACUCCCGCUCGCACUGCGCUUCUAACUGGGAAAUAUCCUAUGAGAUUGGGAAUGCAGGGCAUGCCUUUAUACAACGCGGAAGAUAGGGGAAUACCUUUAAAUGAGCGCCUUCUACCCUCAUAUUUAAAGGAGCUGGGCUACACCACCCAUUUGGUGGGGAAAUGGCACGUGGGGAUGUCCCGGCGGGAAUACCUGCCUACGUCAAGGGGAUACGACAGCCACUAUGGAAUGAGAGGCGGUUUGAUUGAUUACUAUACUUACAACAAAGUUGAGAGAUUGCCCGAUGGCACGGAAUUCUUUGGUUUGGACCUCUUCGACGAUGAUUUGCCGCAAGAAAAAGAGGAACGUUACAUCAUUGAUGCGCUUACAGACAGAGCUAUUAAAAUAAUCUACCAGCACAACGGCUCAACACCACUCUUUCUCCAUGUCACACAUAACGCCCCUCACUCAGGCAACGAGGGAGUUCAUCUGCAGCCACCACUCUACUCCACCGUGAAGAACCGACACAUAGCGCUCUCCGAUAGACGUCUGUAUGCUGAAAUUGUCAAUCACAUAGAUUUGAGUGUCGGUCGAAUAGUGAGAGCUUUAGCGGAAACAAACAUGUUAGAUGACACAAUGAUUGUUUUUGUAUCUGACAACGGCGCUCCGACUGUUGGGGAAAUGGCUAAUUGGGGUGUAAAUUUACCUUUGAGAGGAAAGAAAAACACGCCUUGGGAAGGAGCAGUUAGAGUGCCAGCCUUUAUUUGGCAUGCUUCAUUCAGGCCUAAAGUUUGGGAUGGGCUAAUGCAUGUAUCAGAUUGGAUGCCUACAUUGGUAGGUGCUGCUGGAGGCGAUGUGACAACUGAAAUCGAUGGAGUCAAUCAGUGGAAUGCUAUCGUACAGGAUGGAGAAUCUAAACGCACUGAAGUACUUAUUACUGUUGAAGACGGCGAGAGAAAUACAUACGCCGCUUAUAGAGCAGGAGAUUAUAAGAUCAUAGUUGGCAAUGUUACUGGAUUGAGCAAUGGUUAUUAUGGUGAUCUGUUUAUGGCGAAUAAAAUGACUCCCCCGGAAUAUUACCCGGCUCUACGAUCUUGUGAAGUAGCCCAAACAUUUGAAAGUUUGGGUUUUUAUUUAGAUUAUAAUGGAGUGCAGGCUAUGAGAGCAGCAACCAUAUUGAGACAGCAGGAUCCUAUUAGUGACUCAACAUCAUGUAUACCAACAUCAACUCGUGGCUGCCUGUAUAACGUUCGCCUUGAUCCGGCUGAGAGGCAUGAUCUGUGGUCACGUGCCAAUAAAAUUGCUAACCUGUUGACCAGCCGGCUUCGUGGCCUCUGGGCUCAGCAGCAGCGAAGAGGUCCCCCCAAUCUAGGUGUUCAAGCAAAUCCCGCCAAUUUCAAUUAUGUUUGGACCCCAUGGUUACCAGAUCAAUAUCAAGUCAUAGGUCUCUCUCCUUUUACUAAUUCUGAUUUCGCAGUGAGGAUGGCUGACAUGGGUAUCGACAAAAACACAACUUUAGCAGCUUCAAUAAACUGUGAGGGUACAACAGGAAUAAAGAACUUUUUGUGUAUAUUAAAGAGUGUAUUUUAGUUUGACAGUUGUUGUUAAGUAUUU